This is a messenger RNA of Eruca vesicaria subsp. sativa (arugula), 327 nucleotides long. The record is from the annotation of a GenBank genome assembly. NCBI's taxonomy places the organism in Eukaryota, Viridiplantae, Streptophyta, Magnoliopsida, Brassicales, Brassicaceae.
AUGGGUCUUUAUGGAAGCAUAAUAUUCCUUUCUACAAUUGCUCUCUCAGGGUCUUUCUUAUUUGCUCUUAGUCCCAUCUUGAGGCAGAGACGUCGAGCCAUAGAGAAGCUGAAGCUAGUGAAUGACGCUUUGAUUACUGCGGAAGAGAACGUGGCGAGGCUUCAAGAGCGCCAUGAUGUGAUUCUGAAAGAGAUAUGUUCUUACUACCUCGUCAACUCAGAGCUACAAGAAGCUUUGGUUGCAGCUCGAGCAGCUAUUGAUGUUGCUUCAGGUUUUGUCAUAGAGCUUAGAAGAUUACAGUUGAAUAUCUUUAACUCUCUUUCUUAA